Messenger RNA from Andrographis paniculata, 1164 nucleotides. Its product is annotated as GDSL esterase/lipase At4g01130-like. The coding region runs from base 1 to 1164 and encodes 387 amino acids. The record is from RefSeq and is a predicted model, not a curated record. NCBI's taxonomy places the organism in Eukaryota, Viridiplantae, Streptophyta, Magnoliopsida, Lamiales, Acanthaceae. The transcript has 4 exons. Gene Ontology annotation, molecular function: hydrolase activity, acting on ester bonds.
AUGGCCGACCAAUACUCGUCGUCCAUCUUACUCCUCCUGCUCAUCACGAUCAUCAUCUUCAUGAACGUCGACGCAAAAUGCUCCUUCCAAGGCAUCUUCAAUUUCGGAGACUCGAAUUCCGACACCGGAGGCUUCUUCGCGGCGUUUCCUCCCCCGCUGCCCCUCCCAUUCGGCAUCACCUACUUCCACAAACCCACCGGCCGCCUCUCCGACGGCAGGCUGCAGAUCGAUUUUCUGGCGCAGGCUCUCCAACUCCCGUUUCUGAGCCCUUAUCUGGACUCCAUCGGGUCUGACUACAGCCACGGCGUCAACUUUGCGACGUCGGCGUCGCCGGUGCUCCGACCCAACGGAUCCGACCCGAUUAGGGGUGUGACGGGUGUAAGCCCUUUCUAUUUGGAUGUUCAGGUGAAGCAGAUGGAAGAGUUUAAGAGAAGAGUUACAGAGCGUUAUGAAAAAACACUCAACAAUACUACUGAUCUUCCCGGACCCGACAUAUUUGGAAAAGCCCUCUACACCAUCUACAUUGGCCACAACGACAUGGUCCACCGUUUUGCCGAAGUAGGCUUGGGCGGAAUCCGUCCAUACGAGCUUCGAAUAUCUUCCGGGAUAACCAAAGCCAUCAAGAAGCUCUACCGAUUGGGAGGGCGCACAUUUUUCGUGCAAAAUUUGAAUCCAAUGGGAUGUUACGCCGCCGUGUUGGUACUUGUCCCCCACGACCCAUCUGAUGUGGACGCAACGGGAUGUCUAGCUACACUUAAUCAAGCCAUCGAAGACUUCAACUCUCUCCUCAAGGAUGCGCUUUCAAAGACAAGGCGAGAGCUCCAAGACGCAAAUAUCAUAUAUGUCGACACACAUUCCAUCAUUUCCCAACUCUUUCGCCGCCCGAAAUCCUACGGGUUCCGCUAUGGCAUCAAGGCAUGUUGUGGAUAUGGCGGGGGACCCUACAACUUCGAUGCUCGUAUUUUUUGCGCUGAAAGCGCGGUGAUCGACGGGAGAAAUGUGACGGCGGGUGCAUGCUGCGACCCUUGCGAUUACGUGAGCUGGAGCGGGAUUCAUUUCACUGAAGCUGCAAAUAAGGUUAUUGUUGAGGCCAUCCUUAGUGAAACUCUCUUCGACCCACAUUUUCCAUUGAAGAAAUAUUGCGAUGUUCAACCCAUUGGUUGA